Molecule: messenger RNA, 3787 nt
Organism: Haplochromis burtoni (Burton's mouthbrooder)
Lineage: Eukaryota; Metazoa; Chordata; Actinopteri; Cichliformes; Cichlidae
Product: transmembrane protein KIAA1109 homolog
Exons: 21
Coding region: 189-2819 (876 amino acids)
Biological process (GO): synaptic vesicle endocytosis
Source: RefSeq, a predicted model, not a curated record
GUCACAACAGGAAGAGAUGCUAACUGGUCGUCUGCCUGGCAGGUAAAUAGUACACACCGGGGAUGCUAGCUGUGGUCAUUUCCGACACUACUAAAGGACAGAAACUCCGGGCUAACUGGAGCAAAGAUGAAAGCCCAUUCUUUACUGAGGAUAUUAAGUUUUAGACACCUGACUGCGAGCCUGUAGCCAUGGAUGGACAUGCUGCCAAAACCAAUGAAAGCACCUUCCCCAGCUUUGUGGAUCUGGAUAAUUUCCUUACCAAGCAUGAUUCCAACUUCAUCUGGCUUCUUGUUGCCACCAUUCUGUCCUGUGGAUGGAUUAUCUAUUUAACUUAUUACAACUCACGCAACAUUGGCCUCAUUCUCACCCUCAUCAUCAACAGACUCUACAAGGAUGGCUACAUUCACAUCGGCUCCUUCUCCUUCUCUGUUCUGUCAGGGAAGGUCAUGUUCAGAGAUGUCUACUACAUCAACCAAGACAUGUCUAUCAGGAUACAGGAUGGCUUUCUCAUAUUUCGUUGGUGGAAAAUGUAUAAUCCAAAACAGAAACAACAUGAUCCCAAGGCAGAGACGAGGCUUUACGUGACUGUCAACGGCUUUGAGUUCCAUGUCUAUAACCGGACUGACCUCUACGCACGACUGCAGGAGACCUUUGGACUGGAACCCACGCUUCAAAGGCCCAAAAAAGAUGAAGAGAGGGGGCGAGAGGACAGAAACAAGACACUGGAAAGUGUCAACAUUAAAGCUGAAAGUCAGGAUCCCUCAUCAUCUUGGCGGUCCCUCAUUCCCGUCAUCAAAGUUAACAUCAGCACUGGCCGCUUAGCAUUUGGGAACCACUACCUUCCACAGACUCUGUGCAUGAACUUUGAGGAUGCCUGCCUGACGUAUGCCACCAAACCUCCCUCCAGCCACUUGGACCAGUACAUGCACAUUGUCAAAGGCUCACUGGAGAAUGUGCGGGUCAUGCUGGUUCCCAGUCCUCGCUACCUGGGCAUGCAGAAUGACGAACCCCCCAGACUGAUGGGAGAGGGCUUUGUUGUGAUGCAGUCCAAUGAUGUUGACAUCUACUAUUACCAAGAUGAACCAGGUCUGGUUCCUGUCGAGCAGGAGAGUGGCGAGGAAGCAGAGACGAGCAGUGAGGAUGAUAAGCUGCAGGACCUGCCUCCUUGCUGGGGUCUGGACAUCGUCUGUGGGAAAGGAACUGACUUCAACUAUGGGCCCUGGGCAGACCGGCAGAGGGACUGUCUGUGGAAGUUCUUCCUGCCUGCAGACUACCAGGCCAUGAAGGCAACUGAGGUGGCACAGCCGGGAAAACCCAGGCAGAUCCAGGCCUUCGAGCUUCGCAUGAACAUCAUUGCUGACGCCACCAUCGAUCUGCUUUUCACCAAAAACAGGGAAACCAAUGCCAUUCAUGUGAAUGUAGGUGCAGGCUCUUACCUGGAAGUCAACAUCCCCAUGACUGUGGGAGAGAAUGGAUACUCUCCCACCAUCAAAGGUCAGCUGCUUCAUGUGGACACCACCAGCAGCAUGCAGUACAGGACCCUUCUGGAGGCUGAGAUGUUGGCUUUCCACGUGAUAGCCAGCUACCCCCGGGUAUGGAACAUGCCCCAGUCGUGGCAGUGUGAGAUUGAGGUGUACAAGGCCACGUACCAUUUCAUCUACGCCCAGAAAAGCUUCUUCACUGAUUUGAUCCAGGAUUGGGCGAGUGACAGCGCCCCCGAUAUCUACUCUUUUGUGCCGUAUUCCUGGAAGUUCAAGAUCCUUUUCCAUCAGUUUGAGAUGAUCUGGGCAGCAAACCAACACAACUGGAUUGACUGUUCCACCAAACAACAGGAGAAUGUGUACCUAGCAGCCUGCGGCGAGACGCUCAAUAUAGACUUCACUUUGCCUUUCAAUGAGUUUGUUCCAACCACCUGCCAUACCCGCUUCAGCUUAAAGGCGGAAGAUACAGACAUGCGACUUUCCCUGCCAGAGUGCCAUCCGAGCCGCUGCCCCCUGCUCACCCUGGCCAAAGACUACCAGAACAUGAAGCUGCCCCCAGACAUGUUCAUGCCGGGGGAGAAUCAAGGAGCUCCUCCUCCGAAAGCCGCCAAGUCGAGGUGGAGGAACAUCACCCGCGCAGAAUCUGGUUGGGUAGAUUGCUGGAGUGUGCCCAACUUUUUGCUUAUCAUUGACUACACCUGGCACCCCAUUUAUCCCCAGAAGGCUGAUGAGCAACUCAAACAGUCAUUUUCUGAGAUGGAGGAAUCCAUGCUAUCGGCCUUGCGGCCCCCAGAACACACCUCAGUGGCUCACACAUCUGCUUCAGCGCCCCACAGUCGGGCAACCACUGACCCCUCAGAGCUGCCCCCUGACAAACUUCACGUGGAAAUGGAAAUGUCACCAGAUUCUCAAAUAAUUCUCUAUGGGCCUUUGCUCCGAGCUCUGAUUUCCAUCAAGGAAAAUUAUUUUGGCGAGGAUGACAUGUACACAGACUUCGAGGAAGCCGUGUCGAGCCCUGUGUUGUCCACUUCUACUUCCUCGGGCCUUGGCUGGUCUCCACUGGGAAUGGAAGACAGCGAACAUAAAGAAACCUCAGACAUCCAUCCCCUUGACCUGCGGCCCUGGGACAUCACCGUGCUCAUUAACCUCUACAAAGUUCACGGCCGGCUGCCAGUGCACUGCAGCAGCGAGGGUCCCGAAGCUCCAUCCGGCUUCUUGGAGCGGCUGUGUUUUGAGAUGAAAAAGGGCUACAAGGAGACAAAGCUUCAGCUGCUCCUUUCCCCUGUUCACAUCUUUGUCAGUGACAACUACCAGGUAUUAGACUCACCUACCUGCUGACGCUGGGCUCCUGUGAUUUAUGGAGUUUCCUAAAUAUAUAAGUAUUAGACUAGAUCUGAUUGGUCUUAGACACUUCUAGUCCCAUCUUUGUGUAUUUCCAGCAAACAAUUCUUCUAUUUCACUCCCUCUACGCCUUUCAGUGACGCAAGGCACCUGCAUCUUAGUGCCACACUAUUUUUGGACUCCCAGACCACAUUCCUAUUUAGAGGGCUGUCCUGCAGGAGAGCACAGAGUUACACUUUAUCAUGUUAAUGCAGCUAUAGUGAGUAAACAUAAAUGAAUAACUGAAGUUAAAACAGCAUUAGAGCACAUCUGCUCAACUUCUCAGUAUUUCAGCUGAACCUUCAUAUUGUUUUUAUACAAGCUAAGAUUAAGUAUCGUGACAACAGGCUAAUUCGAUACAUUAAGUAGAUCUUAAUCACUGGUUGGUGAAUACUAUGCAACUCAUGUCUACCUUUGUGGUUUUUAAAAUAUUUUAAAAUAUUUACAGAAAAUUUAUAUCGUUAUCGGGAUGAUAGAUGUCUUAUAUUGGGGAUAUGAGAUUUUGGUCGUAUCGCACAGCCCUGGUGUCCACACACAUAUGUUUGUUUGUUCUCUUUCAUAGCAUUCGUUUCAUGUCUCACUAUGGGGAACGCCUCCUGCGUGACCUCAUCAGAAGCUCAAAUACCAUUACGCCAGCCCUUACAGGCUGGCUAGGUGACGCCCAUGUCAGGAGGGGCCAGUGCCUCCCUAUAUAAUAGGCUGACAUAGCAUCAGAUGUCAUUCAAAAACCUCUUCUCGCUUCUCACAGAAGCCUGUAGACAACUGUGCUAUUGGGUGCUAAAGCUAAACUGUCCACAGAUUCGAGUGAACAACUCGGUCGCCGGGCGCUUUGUUCCCAGCUUUCAGUUGUCCACUAGCAUACAAGCAGUAGCAAUACUGUUCUGUGGCUAGUGCGGGUGCCAAGUAGCAAUACUUUCACCCAGGAA